Molecule: messenger RNA, 4098 nt
Organism: Neoarius graeffei (lesser salmon catfish)
Lineage: Eukaryota; Metazoa; Chordata; Actinopteri; Siluriformes; Ariidae
Gene: ube3a
Product: ubiquitin protein ligase E3A
Exons: 12
Coding region: 302-2863 (853 amino acids)
Biological process (GO): protein polyubiquitination; ubiquitin-dependent protein catabolic process
Molecular function (GO): ubiquitin protein ligase activity
Source: RefSeq, a predicted model, not a curated record
GCUAAUCAAGAUGGCGGAGAAUAUUUUGUUGAGGGACUGGAGUUGAAGCGCAGAAGCAGAAUUUGGAUUUGUGGGAGAUUGUGAUGUUGAGCGGCAGGAUUUAUUCACCCCGAACAGAACAUCUGCAGAAGAAUCAGAGGAGCGAUUGCUUGUAGAUCGGAAUCGUCAGUUAUUGGCGUAAAUGUGUGAUCGGUGAUCGUCUGAGCUGAUCAGUGAUGCAAAACGAUUGUUUCCUGACCACGUUUUGUUCUCUCUAGAGUUCAGAGGAGGAGUCCAGCUUUGGAAAUUUUAAGCAAGUCUAAUGAAGCGAGCGGCUGCAAAACAUCUAAUCGAGCGCUACUACCACCAGUUAACCGAGGGCUGUGGAAAUGAGGCCUGCACGAAUGAGGCUUGUGGCUCCUCCCCAGGUUUCCGGCGCAUGGAUAACAAUGCAGCGGCCAUCAAGGCCCUGGAGCUGUAUAAGAAUAACGCCAAACUGUGUGAUCCCCAUCCCUCCAAGAAAGGCGCCAGCUCGGCUUUCCCAGAGAACAGUGCCAAAGGAGCUCACAACUUUUCAGCUUGCAGCAACGGAAAGAUGAACCACAAGGACCUGCCUCCCGCCAGGGAAGACUUUAGAGAUUUGAAUUACUUGACGGAAGAGAAGGUGUACGACAUUUUGGCUGUAUGCGGUGAGACGGAGGACUACUCGCCUCUGAUCCGUGUUAUUGGGAGGGUGUUCUCAAAUGCAGAGAGCUUGGUGCAGAGCUUCCGCAAAGCCAAGCAGCACACCAAGGAGGAGCUGAAAUCGCUGCAGGCCAAAGAUGAAGACAAGGACGAAGAUGAGAAGGAGGCUGCCUCAGCAUGUGCUGCCGCUGCUAUGGAAGUGGACCCGGACGCGGCAUCUUCGAGUGAAGGAGCAUCCGGAGACAACGUCCGGAAGCCUGUGGAGGUUUCAGUGGACAUUGAGGCGGUGCGGAGAGUUUACGACAGGUUGCUGUCCAAUGAGAAGGUGGAGGCGGCCUUCCUGAACGCGCUGGUGUACCUGUCGCCCAACGUCGAGUGCGACCUUACCUACCAUAACGCCUACGCCGCCGAUCCCGACUACCUCAACGUGUUUAUCAUCGUGAUGGAGAACAGCAACCUGCACAGCCCUGAGUACCUGGAGAUGGCACUACCGCAGUUCUGCAAGGCCAUGAGCAAGCUGCCCCUUCCUGCUCUAGCCAAGCUGGCACGAUUGUGGGCGCAGCACGGGGCGGAGCACAUCCGGCGCCUGCUAGAGACCUUCCAGCAGCUCAUCACGUACACCGUUAUCAGCAACGAGUUCAACAGCGACAACCUUGUGAAUGAGGAUGACGGCGUAGUAGCAGCCACCAAGUGCCUCAAGGUGGUCUACUACGCCAGCAUCCUGGGGGGUGACCUGGACAUCGGGCACAGUGAAGAUGAAGACGAUGAACCCAUAGCAGAAUCGAGUGAGCUCACGCUUCAGGAGCUGUUGGGUGAGGAGCGUCGCGCCAAGAAAGGUCCCCGCGUGGACCCACUCGAAACGGAGCUUGGCGUACGCGCCUCAGACUGCCGCAGCCCCCUCGUCCCUUUCGACGAGUUCAUCAACGAGCCUCUCAACGACGUGCUGGAAAUGGACAAAGACUACACCUUCUUCAAGGUGGAGACUGAGAGCAAGUUCUCUUUCAUGACCUGCCCGUUUAUCCUGAACGCUGUCACCAAGAACUUGGGCCUCUACUAUGACAACCGCAUCCGCAUGUACAGCGAGCGCAGGAUCACGGCGCUCUACAGCCUGGUGCAGGGACAGCAGCUCAACCCUUACCUGCGACUCAAAGUGCGUAGAGAUCACAUCAUCGACGACGCGCUCGUCAGGCUGGAGAUGAUCGCCAUGGAGAACCCAGCCGAUCUGAAGAAACAGCUGUAUGUGGAGUUUGAAGGAGAACAGGGUGUUGAUGAAGGAGGUGUUUCCAAAGAGUUCUUUCAGCUUGUAGUAGAGGAAAUCUUCAAUCCAGAUAUAGGCAUGUUCACCUACGAUGAAAGCACAAAGCUCUUCUGGUUUAACCCCUCGUCAUUUGAGAACGAAGGCCAGUUCACGUUGAUCGGGAUCGUCCUGGGCCUAGCCAUCUACAAUAACUGUAUUCUGGAUGUGCACUUCCCCAUGGUGGUGUACAGGAAGCUCAUGGGGAAGAAAGGAACUUUCCGAGACCUCGCUGAUUCUCAUCCGGUUCUUCAUCAGAGUCUAAAGGAACUGCUCGAGUAUGAAGGCAAUGUGGAGGAGGACAUGAUGAUCACCUUCCAGAUCUCGCAGACGGACUUAUUCGGGAACCCGCUCAUGUAUGACUUGAGGGAAGGCGGAGACAAAAUCCCAGUCACUAACGAUAACCGGAAGGAAUUUGUAGAACUUUAUGCAGAAUACAUGCUGAACAAAAGUGUGGAGAAACAGUUCAAAGCCUUCAGAAGAGGCUUCCACAUGGUCACUAACGAAUCUCCGCUGAAGUAUCUGUUCCGGCCGGAGGAAAUCGAGCUGCUAAUAUGCGGCAGCAGAAAUCUUGACUUUCAAGCACUUGAAGAGACGACGGAAUACGAUGGCGGUUACAACAAAGAAUGUCGCAUUAUUAAGGACUUCUGGGAGACGGUGCACUCGUUCGGACAGGAGCAGAAGAGGUUGUUUCUGCAGUUCACCACGGGAACGGACAGAGCGCCGGUGGGAGGCCUGGGUAAACUGAAGAUGAUCAUCGCCAAAAACGGGCCCGAUUCGGACAGGUUACCAACGUCGCACACCUGCUUUAACGUUCUGCUCCUGCCUGAAUACUCCACCAAGGAGAAACUUAGAGAGAGACUCCUCAAAGCCAUCACUUACGCCAAAGGCUUUGGCAUGCUCUGAGGCACGAGGAAGGGGAGGAGCAGCAGCAAAAGAAAGGAAAAAAACUUUUUUCACCUGUUCGUCAAAGGCGAAAUCGACGACACCACCACCAACAAUAUCAAGUUUUCAGUGUAAGGAUGUGAAAUGGGCUAAAACGGGAAAGUUGUGGUGACCGAGUGCCUGUGCCUAACUAAAGUAGAUAAAACCACACUGGACUCUUGGUUCUUUAUCUCUCUCUGUUCCUCUCAUGUAAGUGUUAAGUUUCCCUUUGUUUUUAUUUUUUUUUUGUAUGCACUGAGCUAUAGCACUAUUUAUUUUAAGGGAUUAAAAAAAAAAGAAGCCUGUUUUCAUUUAUCCAGCGCACUUGUUCAUGGUUAAAGACCUUCAGGACUCAUCAUUGCAUACGUAGAACCCUAAACAAAUCUGAAACCGAUCAAAAGGGAGGAGGAGGGGGAGGAGGCGCGAUAAUCAGCGGUCAUCAUUGUAACUUAAGGUUGAACUGUGAAAGUGCACUUAAUUAAUAUUCAGAAUGUCUGUCCGUGUUUUUGUGUCGUCACGGUUCGUAGGUCUUCCCAGGUCAGUCCCGUGCGCCAGCGAUGCUUUUAUUUUCAUUUUUUUGUAAAGAGGUACAGAGCGAGCUCCGGUUCCCGGCAGGUAUUUAUUGAGGACGAGCGUGUUGGCGAGGUUGUGCUGCUUGCUUAUGACCAGUGUUCUGUAUUUAGCUGCAGAGUCUGGGGUCUUGCUUCAGUGUGAUUAUGAUGGAUGCGAUCACACGACGUAACGACAGAGAAAGCAGAAAGGUUUUCGUUUUAAUUUCACGAUUGCGUUUUCAGAUUUUUAAACUAACAAAAUAAUCCCACCUCCCGUACCCCCUUUUUUUUUUUUUUUUAAGUUGCUUCAUUCUAUCUAUACAAUAAUGAUGAUGCAAUGAUUUAACAGGUUUGGGCACAAAAUGUUCCACCUUCGUGAUGUGCCAAACAUGUACCCAUCAGGUUACAGCUGGAGAUCCACUUUAGUGAAGCCCCGGACCUCCCCGAAAUAAUAAUAAUAAUAAUAAUAGUUAAAAAGGUUUCUUUGCUGUCAUUUUUUUCUGUUUUUUUCCCCCCUUCCAUCUUCCUCCAAAAACUAUGAAAAAGGUGUCUGUGGUUUGUCCCACUGCUGACGGCGCUCACAUUAAAGAACUUGAUAUUGAGAAUGAAAGCAUUUAAUUGAUUGUUUCAAGUUAUUCUUAAAUAAAUAAAAAAAAACUGAAUGUC